AUGCCUUCUUCCCAGUCCACCGCCGCCGCCCCAGUCAACUCGAUCUACGAGCCAAUCGCAUCCUCCAAGAACAGACCCAUCUACCCUCAAGAGAACUACUACAUCGAACAACCCGCCACCCCAGGAGCCUACCUCGGUCCCAUUGACGCCUCCCUCCCCAAUGCUCCCUCUGCCGACAACAUCCCCCUCCUCUUCCAACCCUUCACCAUCAAGGACCUCACUAUCCCCAACCGUAUUGUCGUCGCCCCCAUGUGCAUGUACUCUUCCUUGGAUGGAUUCUUCACCAACUUUCAUCUCGCCAGUAUUGGAUCCUUUGCAAUCAAUGGAGCUGGACUGAUUAUCCAGGAGGCCACUGCUGUGUUGCCUAAUGGACGGAUUACUCCUGGGUGUGCGGGUCUGUGGGAUGAUGCACAAGUGUACAAGUUGAAGGAGAUUGUGGACUUUGUGCAUGUCCAGGGAGGCAAGGUUGGCAUUCAGCUUGCCCAUGCCGGCCGCAAGGCGUCCGCUGGAGCACCAUACACAAAGUAUCCUGAAUCAGCCUUCUGGCCCGAAGACGUGAUCGCCCCCUCAGGCGGCGCACACCUCCAAUGGGACAAGCACCAUCGCGUCCCCCGCGAAUUGUCCCUCGCCGAGAUUCAACAGGUCAUUGAUGCUUUUGGUGCCGCUGCCGCUCGUGCCUCCCGCGCAGGAAUGGACACUGUCGAGAUCCAUGGUGCACACGGAUACCUUAUCCAUAACUUCUUGUCCCCUCUCACCAACCAGCGUACAGACCAUUAUGGUGGCUCUCUUGAGAACCGUGCUCGGUUCUUGUUGGAGGUUGUCAAGGCUGUGAGGGCCAACUUCCCAGCUGAGAAGCCCAUCUUCUUGAGAAUCUCGGCUUCGGAUUUGGUGGAGGAGGUUGAGGGGAUUGAGGACUCGUGGGAGAUUGAGCAGACGAUUCAGAUUGCCAAGUGGGUCCGUGACGCUGGUGUUGAUGUCCUUCACGUCUCGUCGGGUGGCAACACUUCCCAGCAAAAGAUCCUCACCUCCCCCGGGUACCAGGUUCCUUUCGCCGAGCAGAUCAAGCGUGCGGUCCCAGGGUUGGCAGUUGUUGCUGUCGGGAUUAUUUUGGAUGGUCCACAGGCCGAGGAGGUGUUGAAGAGUGAGAAGGCAGAUCUUGUGGCUGCUGGAAGGACAUUCUUGAGACAUCCCAACUUUGCUCUGAAUGCUGCUAGGGAGUUGAAUGUCAAGGCAGCGUUCUCGCAGCAGUACUCUCGUGGCCGCACUAUUCACAGUUAA
Molecule: messenger RNA, 1278 nt
Organism: Linnemannia hyalina
Lineage: Eukaryota; Fungi; Mortierellomycota; Mortierellomycetes; Mortierellales; Mortierellaceae
Source: the annotation of a GenBank genome assembly